UUCUCUCUCAUACUUAAGUACAAUUCAUUAAAAAUAUUCACAUUCGAAGUUCGUUUUAAUUUUUUUACGAUCGUAUUUCGUCGCGAUCCAUAAAGCCGUUCCGUACGUAUUUGUUUUACGAUCGAGCUACGUCGAUCAUAUAAAUCUCUUCCCUUGAACGAACUCGUAUCGCGCGUUGUAUAGCCAUGUACAUAUGUAUAUAUAUAUAUUUAUGUAUGUACGUACGUACACGUUCCCUUCCUACUCGAAUUACUUGCGCUUAUUAACGCUGACGUAAAAUAUUAAAACGGUCGUGUAACGGGCGCAACAGACUGGUACCCCACGUGCUUCGUUAAUUAUAAUAUCUGCCCACACCUCGUGGUCGAUCUAUUCAAUAUUAAUCUGCACUGAGUCCUAAGGAUUAGAAUCGUAUCGCACGAAAUCGAGAUUACGCGUGGGUCGUAUCGAAAGAUCAUGGAAAGCGCGACGAGGCUUUCGUAUAUUCGUUGAUUUAUGCUCGAUUCGCAAAAGCCUUCUGGAUUAAUGAAAAGUAAGGGAAAGUUUACGAAUAGGAAUAUAAAUAGUUGAUAUUUAUGUAAUGAUUAGAAAUAUAUUACAGAAUGAUAUUAUAGAGAAGAUUAAAGGAACGAAUUUAAAGAAUUAUGAAUUAAUCGACUCUUCAUAUAAUAUUUUUAUCCAUUCAUUCGUUUCAUAUCAUUUAUAUAAUUAUUUAUUCUAAUCCGAUAUUCAGUUUAUAUUUAUUUUGUUAAAUUUACUAUGCGAAGUUUACGCACAUAUACACCUACAUAUCGAAAGAUAUUUCUUUUUUUAAAGUCUCGCAUAACAGAAGGACGAACCUAUCGUGCAAGAAGCGAUCAUGGAUGAGAGUUUGGGUCACGUCUCUCAACAUUCACGCACGUACGCGCAAAUAUAUACACAAAGCAAAAUACCCGUAAACAAGCAAAAUACACCAGCUUAACAGCAGCACCGUUCUUCGUGUAUCGGACAGUAGCAUCGUCGUCGGCGUAGGUAGUAAAAGCUAUGGAGAAGAUUAAGUUGAGAAGGAUUUUCGUCAUGGCAAAAGCUCGUAAAUAAACACAUCCAACAUCGAUUCCUUUGAUCGUUCGAAAGUUCGAAAGCCGAUGACACUCCCUGACCAACGUCAAGAAGAUUGAGAGACAAGACAUUAGACUUUCUGAGAGUUGAAAGAGAAGAGGAAAAUAAGAGGCAGAAGAAGAGGAGGCGGAGUAGGAGGAGGAAGACGUCUUUCGUCUCUUCCUGUAGAAGACGAUGCCGUUCAUCGUAUUCUCGAAGAACCAUAAGAAACGUUGUCAUUUGCUGAGAGGAGCAGAAGAAGAAGAAGAGGAAGAAGAAGAAGAAGAAGAAGAAGAAGAGAAAGAAGAGGAGGAAGAGGAGGAGAAAAAGAAAGAAAAGGACAGAAAUGAAGUCAAAGUGGCGCUGGUAGACCCGCGAAGGCUUUUAUAUGCACGAGAAACGCUCUUUGCCGCUCACGGCGAGAUAUGAGCUCUAAAUUUAGCCGUAAGAAUUUUCGCAGCAUCUACACGCGUGGCUGUUCCCUCUAGUGACUACUAUUGCCGCUAUUCCGCGUCUUUUGCUUGAUUUUUACAGGACGAGUCACAUUGGGCUCGGAUUUAUACGAAGUCAAGUGUGCGGCUAAAGAGAGAUAAAGAGAGAGAGAGAGAGAAAGAGAAAGAGAGAGCGAGAAAAAGAGAAAGAGAGACCAAGAGCGGACACACGUUCGUUCUUUCUCUUUCUCUCAUUCUCAUCUCGCUCUCUUUACAAAGCUAGUUUCUCGCAUUAAUAGUACUAAAAGAGUAUACGUCUGUGUACAUCCGUCUGUGUGUCUGUUCGUAAGAAUAGAAGAAUAGUAGACGACGAGAAGAGCAUCUUUAUUUUCGGAUGACUCUCUGAAAAGAUGCUGAUCACCAAGUACACUACGAUACUGCUGCAGUCGACCAAUCAGCACAUCAUUAGAAGCGAUGUCUUCUUGGAACCGUAUCUGCAACAGCACGGGACCGUUCAGGUUGUCAGCUCGCCGAGCACGCCACCACCGAAUCCGCUCCAGCAUCAUCAACUUGCGCAGUUACAUCAUGGACAGAGCGAAGAGUCGCUUUCUUCGGAAGGCUCGGCCACCUCGGGAGGAUCUUCAGGCACCACGGAAGAUUCUGGCAGCGAGGUGGCAUGUGACAUAACGCUGAUCGAAAGACUCAUACGAUCCCAUCCGAUUUGGUUCCUCCCGGGUAUUCAAAGAGCUGGCGCUUUCCACUUGUUGCAAGGAAAGGAGGAAGGGAACUUCGUAGUCCGACAAUCAAGUCAAAGCGACACGAUGGCCCUUUCGGUGAGAUUACCAGCCGGGAAGGGACCUUACAUCGAACACUACCUGAUCCAAGCCAACAAGGGGAAGUUGAGCUUGGAAACAAGUGAGAACAGGUUCGACAACAUCCCCUCAUUGAUAGCUCAUUAUUCCCAGUGCUGUGAUGAGUUGCCAGUGCAAUUGACGCUACCGAGAGCAAUGCGAGAAGCCAAGAAUAGGCAACAACUUUCGUCACUAGCACUUUUAGGUCAAGAAUUUUGGAGAUAUCCAAUGGCGAAUCCAAAACCACCGGAGAGCAGUAGUAGUAACACAUCGAGUUUAAGUAGUUUCCAUGGUUGUAACAACAAUCAUAAUAACAACAAUAACAACGGUGGUACUCCGACGACAGAAAGCAUCGUUCUUAACCUUGCACCUAUUUCAUCUCACGAUACACAAAAUUCGUCACCAACAAAUACAGGAACGACGUCAACGUUUGCUUCAUCCUUACCACGACAGCCAAGACCAACGCCACCGAAUACGCUUAAUCUGACAACUUUUAAUGAGCCACUGGACGUAAAGAAAGAUCAACACGAAGUCAUGUCUCCGUGUGAGAAGCUGUCGCAAAAAUUGAUCUCUCCGAACUUGGUGCAAAGCGUACGUUGCCCAUCACCCAUCGUUCAUAACGUCGAGAGCAACGUUCUUAGUCCCACUCAGGAUACUAAAGGAAACUUCGAGAGUACGAGAAACAUCCUUGAAACACCGAAGACGACGAUCGUCGAGUUUUCCAGAAGUAGCAAGUUUACCUCCAUCGGCACGUCGACAUCGAAUUUCCAUCAAAAUAUUUCCAGCUUCAAUAAUCCCUCAUGCACGAAUUCACCUAUUAUAGCUGAUGGUCAGAUCGUUGGGCAAAACGUCAAAACUCCACCGCCACCACCACCAAGAUGGGCAAAACCUGGAUUAAGUCAAAAUCAAAGUAAUUUUACCGUGACCACAACCGUUACGUUCAAUGUCAAUCAAACUAACGACGUUAAUGUGUCACAGCAAAAUACACCGACAGAAGCGAACACAUCAUUAUUGAGUCCGCAAAGCGCAACAUCCAACAAGUCUCUCACAUCGAACUUUUCCAUAAAAUCACCUCUUUCGCCAACGAUGCCAGUGCUAUCACCCACAUCGAAACUAGUCUCCAACGUCGGUAGCAAAACACCAAAUGUUCUUUCGCCCACGACACCAUCUAGCACAAGCAAGUCGAAACGACGACGUGAUCGCGAAGCUAGGAAGAAUUCCCAACAUUAUCAAGAAUCUGAUAUCCUUGAUUCGUAUUACCGUAGCUCACCAGGUGAUAAAAUCUCAGACUACGAGGAUAUCUGGAACACAACCGAUCAAUCGAAUCACUCUACUUGGUCACCGAACGACAGACUCACACGUAACGAGCCACCCGGUAAUGCUCAGGAUCGUUUAAGAAAUUCCAACGAUCGAUUGAUCGGUCAAGAGAGAUUAUUUAGUCCGAUCGAGAGAUGCCCCAAUCAGAGAGACGAAAGAUUGACGGGGAACAAGCAGUUGAUCGUAAGAAACGAGAGGUUCAUUUUGAGAAAUGACAAAUCGGUUAUAAAUGAGAAACUCGGUUAUAAGGAAGUUACUAGUCCAGAAUUCAGUAGUUUUAAACCCGUUCCUGAAAUGAAAAAUACCGAACAGACAUCACCUGAAGAAACAGGAAUGGGAAGAAGGCCCGAUUUACUCUCUAGAGUUUGUAGUGCCAAUUCGCUAAACAGUCCUAAUGCAGUGACACCGCCAAGAAAUAAACUAGGAUUGAUACUCGCCAAAUCAGAAAGCAAUAGUCCUUUAACACCUGAAUCGAAACAAGGUAGUCCAUUUUACGCGGAACCAGCUGACGCGAUCGGUCAAAGUGCAGCGAUAAUACCAAGGAGAAGAUCGAAGAACAAUCCAGCAACAAAUAAAUAUCGUCAUAGCGAACCAGGCUGGCUACAAACACCGGUUGGCAAUAAUUCGAAUCAAUUACAUCCUAUCGAUUGGGAGGAGACGGAAGAGACAGAGGAUAAGACACCAUUGAUAUCGUCGUCCGUCGACAAUUUAGCUAAACGCCUUGGUACGAGGGAAGUGAAAAAAAUUCCUCGGGCAAAACCCGUGCAACCACCAAAGAUUAGAGUCAAGGUAUUCAACGAUACAUCCUGGGCCGUGGAUUCGAGUUGGGAAUUUAUCGGAAACGAAGGAGACGAUUGUGAGCCAGAUUACGAUUGUGAUGCAGAUUACGAUGGAGAAAACGUUGCGAGAAAGUUUCCGGACGAGGAGUGCGAUAAGGAUAUUGUAGGGAAUACUUUGACCGUUCAGAGUAUCAUUCUGCAACGGUACCCAGAAUUGUUAAAACCACCGGAUACGUCAGAGUCGGUGUAUAGCGACAGGAACUCCUCGUACGAUAAUGUCGAAAAGAGGAAUGAAAGAGAGGACACGCCGGAAUCGAGAAAGGAUCAAACGUACGACCCAUCCGAAUGGGAAACUAUGUUAGAUACGGACGAGAGCGAUGUAGAGAGAAUCAAGAGAAACAAAAGCUUCAAGGAAAGACUGGAUCCUCUCUUAUCACCACCGAGAUUACAAGCUUUAAGAAAUCGCGACGUAAGUGGUACUGGUUCAACGAUAAGAUCGUACGCCCUUCAAUUAGCAGCCGACAAAACAACCACGUUCUCCCAAAAUAUCGACAAUUUUAUUCAAUGCACGAAGGAAGGCAAGGAAGCGAGCCCUCAUGUGGUCAUGAGGAACAUGCGACAAUUUAUGUCAGGAAUGAAGAAUUAUUUGGUGAAGCACGGUGAACGAGAGUUUGAGAAGGAAGUUGAGAAAGAGAGAUUAAAACUAAAACCGAACGAAUUUUUGAAUCUUGAUGCCAUUCUGGAAGGUGUGAUGAUGAGUCUCGUUGUACGGCCACUUAGAGAGCACGUUUAUAGGCUCUUCGUGGAUCAUUAUGCUAGCACGGGCUCUCUUCAAACGCUCGCUGAAAGUAUUCAACAUGCUCAGGGUAAACACGUUCAAGAUCUUGGUGUUCGACCAAAAAUUAUACCUCCGUCGGAAUCAAGUCUGGAACGUAUAUUGAAGUACCUCGAACGACUACAGAAAGCAGACUCCCCAUUGGAUAAAUUGGAGAAUUUAUUAGCUGCAAUAUCUGCAAUAUUUAACUCUAUUAAACAUGCCAAUUCCGGAAGGCACGUGACACUAGGCGCAGACGAUCUUUUACCUCUUCUCGUCUGGGUAUUGGUUCGUGGUAAGAUCGUAGAUGCCGAGGUUGAAGCCGAGUAUAUGUGGGGCCUCCUUCAUCCUUCUCUCCUUACUGGAGAAGGUGGUUAUUACCUGACGACGCUCUCUAGUGCGGUGCACGUUUUGAAGACUUUCAAAUCCAGUCACGGAACAAUGUCUACAUUAAACGGCUGUGGAACGCCAGACUGUUCUUCUGUUCUACGUAUUCUUGUACCAGAUGAAUUGCAUGGUUCUUUAAAUACUAGAACGUUACCAGUGCGGCCGAAUAUGAAUACCAGAGAUAUUUGCCGCAUUCUUGCACACAAAAUAAGAUGCACCAACCCUCAGGAUUAUGGUCUUUUCAAAUUGGUGCAAGGAGAAGAAACGCUGUUAGGCGAUCAUGAAUGCCCGCAAGAGCUCUCUCACUGCCUUUUUGCCUAUAAACGAAUUGAUGCGAAGAUAGCCUGGCCGAAAACCAGUUCUUGAACGUCGCGAAACAGCGUAUUUUUUAUUAAACUAAAUUAGAUUUGUAUCAUUCUCGUGUUGUUCGUAAGUUCGUGGCACAUUGUCAUUCUAUAAUUAUUCUACUCUGACUGAACUAUCUAAUAAGAUACGUCUAUGAAACUGGUGUGUCAAUCCAUGUAACUGAUUGUAUCUUAUAUACAUUUCAUGUUAUUGCGAAUA
Messenger RNA from Vespa mandarinia (Asian giant hornet), 6217 nucleotides. RefSeq names its product Src homology 2 domain-containing protein sprint (gene spri). Gene Ontology annotation, cellular component: cytosol; endocytic vesicle. Gene Ontology annotation, biological process: vesicle-mediated transport; signal transduction. NCBI's taxonomy places the organism in Eukaryota, Metazoa, Arthropoda, Insecta, Hymenoptera, Vespidae. Gene Ontology annotation, molecular function: small GTPase binding; guanyl-nucleotide exchange factor activity. The record is from RefSeq and is a predicted model, not a curated record.